Molecule: messenger RNA, 634 nt
Organism: Closterium sp. Naga37s-1
Lineage: Eukaryota; Viridiplantae; Streptophyta; Zygnematophyceae; Desmidiales; Closteriaceae
Source: the annotation of a GenBank genome assembly
GGAGAAAUGGGCGCCUUACGACUUUGAGUCUCUCUUCUGGUCUGUGAGAGUGGUCGACCCCGUCUCUGUGCACCGCCCGCCAGCUCGUGCCGCCCGACCUCUGCCGCCCGACUUUCUGAUUCUCAGGCUGUGGCAGCAGGUUGACAUCCCACUCGUUGCCUACGUGCAUCCCCUCUCCCUCUUCUGGCGAUCCUGCCUGCAACUCUUCUCUCACCAUCGCCCAUUUGCCGCCGCCCCUCUCUCCCUGCCGCCUGACCGCUUCUCCACCUCCACUCUCCUCCUCGCUCCCUCAGAGAACCUCUAUCAGGCCUUCAUGACUCGUCUAUCAUCGCCUCUCUUUCCGACCGACUCGGUAAACCAUUUCCUAAACGCCGCGUACUCUUCCUGGUACACCUCCCCUCCAGCCCACCGCCUCUCCCUCUCAUACGCCACGCCUCUCGCUCUCAAGCCCUACACGCUACCCUUCCUCGCCCCGUUCCAUAUAAUCACAUUCGACGGCGCUGUGCCUCCUUAUGGGAACAUGGUGGAGUGGAGGGGGCAGCCUAGGUUCCGGGUUGUGCUUGUAUGGAGGAAGAUUUUAUGUGGCUUGCCUGCGGAACUGCGCACUUCCAAAUUUAGGAAGUUGUGUAGAUGA